AAUAUGCAGACAAUAAAGUGUGUUGUAGUAGGUGAUGGAGCCGUGGGUAAAACAUGUCUCUUGAUUUCCUAUACAACCAAUAAGUUUCCAUCAGAGUAUGUACCGACAGUUUUUGACAAUUAUGCUGUCACAGUAAUGAUAGGUGGAGAUCCAUAUACCUUGGGAUUAUUCGACACUGCUGGUCAGGAAGAUUAUGAUAGACUGCGGCCAUUAAGUUACCCACAAACAGAUGUAUUUCUAGUCUGUUUUUCUGUAGUGUCUCCUUCGUCGUUUGAGAAUGUUAAAGAAAAGUGGGUACCCGAAAUAACACAUCAUUGUCAGAGGACUCCGUUUCUGCUAGUUGGUACCCAGAUUGAUUUGAGAGACGACGUCGCUACUACUGAAAAAUUGGCAAAGAAUAAGCAAAAACCGAUAUCGGCGGAGCAAGGAGAAAAGCUUGCCAAAGAGUUGAAAGCUGUGAAAUACGUGGAAUGCAGUGCUCUUACACAGAAGGGCUUGAAGAACGUGUUUGACGAAGCUAUCUUGGCUGCACUUGAACCUCCGGAACCAGUGAAGAAAAGGAAGUGUGUUAUCUUGUAAAAAGGAUAUUUGCUUACGAUGCUAUGCAUGUCCGAAAGGGAAACAGAGUUAUGCGUAAAAAUAGCAAGCGGCGAGUCUAACACGUAGUAUGAAGCACCGUUAGAAAAUUGAAACUGUGCUUACAUGGUUCCUUUUUGAAAAAGAAACAUUAAUUGUCGAAACGAGGAGCAAACAGCCGCUAGGUAUGAACGCGACAAUUCCAAUCGACUUACUUGUAUAUUGCCACGUUGAAAUCGCGAUCACAUUC
Molecule: messenger RNA, 826 nt
Organism: Dufourea novaeangliae
Lineage: Eukaryota; Metazoa; Arthropoda; Insecta; Hymenoptera; Halictidae
Product: cdc42 homolog
Exons: 4
Coding region: 4-579 (191 amino acids)
Biological process (GO): small GTPase-mediated signal transduction
Molecular function (GO): GTPase activity; GTP binding
Source: RefSeq, a predicted model, not a curated record